Adineta ricciae is the source of this 1383-nucleotide messenger RNA. NCBI's taxonomy places the organism in Eukaryota, Metazoa, Rotifera, Eurotatoria, Adinetida, Adinetidae. The record is from the annotation of a GenBank genome assembly.
AUGGGCGGAAGGAAUAUUAGUAUAACAAAGAGUGGCAAAGUAAUGAAUCCGACAGACCAGGCUCGAAAAGAAGCUCGGAAGAAAGAAUUGAAGAAAAAUAAAAAACAACGCUUGUUAGUACGACAAAACGUGCUUAAAAACAAAAAUCCAAGAGGUCUCAUCAGUGAUAUGCAACAUUUGGAUCAAAUGGAAUAUGAUCCAAUUAAUCCAUCGCCGUACAACAUUAAAGUUCUACAGGAAAAACGGAAAAAAGUCAAAGAAACAUGGGACCGUGUGUAUCGACUUUAUACAAAGGACCAACCUGAUGCCGCUCUGCAGAUGGACACUCUAUUGGCGGAAUAUGAAAAAUCUCGAGCACAACUGAUAACAUGGUUUGAAUCAGUCAAAGAAACUCAACGUGUCACACUGGAUGAAAUUCCCAUGCCAGAGGUACCACACGGAGCUGCAUCAUUAUCGCAGGACGCUCCACGUGGCAUCUUGAAGCAAAAAGACUCGAUUGAACAGCCACAGCGUAUUGUCAUCACAAGAAAGCCACCAGGGCCGCCACCGGGUCGACCACCGAUUCUUAGUGAUAACGAAGAUAUUAGCGAUGAUGAAGAAGAAGUCGCAUCACCUGCAAAAAUUGCACAAACCCCUGAUCGACGACGUAUUCGUUUUGCUGAUCCAUCCUCGAACCCCCCGACAACAGCACCUGUUAGUCGAUGGAGUGAUAAUAUUGCUGCCGAUUAUCAACAAAAUGAAAUACAAGAAUUCGGCACCCCAGUUACCGUUUCUCAGCCACCACAACUCAAUCCAGAUCGUCCUUUAGUCAUGCCACCUCCAUUUCCACCUCCACCUCGUGGAAUGCGAUUACCGCCACCACCACCUCCAGCCGCGUUCUUUGCAGCGAAUCCAAGUGUCCGUAUGCCACCUAAUGUUCGGCCACCAUUUCCUCCAAAUAUGCCGCCGCCAAAUACAUCGAAACUAGUCCGUCAACAAGCUCCCAAUGUAUUUAGUGCACCCCCAAGUCUCAUCGCCAAGCCACCCUCGCAACAUCCGCCUACAAUGAUGUCUAAUCCACCACCUGUUUCCAAUAAACCUAGCCUGACUUUCGAAGCGAAACCCCAAAUAAGAGCACGACAAGAUGUUACUAAAUUCGUUCCUACUGUACUGAAAGUUAAACGAGGUGGAACAGCAGCAGGCCCAGGAAGCAGCAGCAUUGGCACGAAAGGAUCAGACAUGAGCGGAAUGAAGUCCACAUCACGUUUUGAAGAUCCUCUUUCGAUGCGCUCGCGUCCAAGCAAUACAUCUAGUGGUGCAAGUCAACAUCAUCUGAUGAUGACUGGUCCAUCGACCGACGAUGCCUACGACACAUUCAUGAAAGAAAUCAAUCAAUUAGUUUAG